Carica papaya (papaya) is the source of this 3369-nucleotide messenger RNA. RefSeq names its product putative glycosyltransferase. Gene Ontology annotation, cellular component: cytoplasm. Gene Ontology annotation, molecular function: protein binding. The record is from RefSeq and is a predicted model, not a curated record. Lineage: Eukaryota; Viridiplantae; Streptophyta; Magnoliopsida; Brassicales; Caricaceae.
UGGAUUCUAAAACGACGAGGAAUAAGGUGGCGUGGUAAUGCCGCGCACGCGGUGAAAGAAACACGGCAACAGACAAAAUCCGCGCUCCGUCAAAAGACUCAAGAACAUUUGCGCAUUCUGCAGCCUACCGGCUUGCCAUUGCUUUCCAAGCAAAUACUUCAAAGACCAAAGCCAGUGUCGCGUGACGUGGAGAGAGGAGCUCAAAGUUUCACGCGCGGCGAUGGAUAAUUCUGAUAAGUCUCCGGGGUUAGGGAUUAGAGACCGCAGAGCAGACGCUCUUGGCGACCUCAAAGCCCUCCCGGAUGAAAUUCUGUGCGCUAUUCUUGAAUUUCUCAGUCCUCGUGAUCUUGCUCGUCUCGCUUGUGUUAGCAGUGUGAUGUACAUACUAUGCAAUGAAGAGCCUCUUUGGAUGGGCAUAUCCCUUAAAAGAGUAAAUGGCUCUUUUCAAUACAAAGGAUCCUGGAAGAAAACAAUGCUGCAUUUGGAGCAUUUGCUCGGUGAAUAUGAAGAACCUUUCAGAAAAUCUCUGUGUUUUGAUGGAUUCAAUUCUCUAUUCUUGUACAGAAGAUUUUACAGGUGUCAUACCACACUAGAUACGUUUUCAUUUGAUGACGGAAAUGUGGAGAAGAAAGAAAUAUCUUUGGAGGAUUUUUCUCUGAACUAUGAUGGGAAAAAACCAGUUUUGCUCACUGGACUAGCUGAUACUUGGUCUGCAAGGAAUACGUGGACAAUUGACCAGUUAGUGACAAAAUAUGGUGAUAUAGCAUUUAAAAUAUCUCAGAGGAGUCCUGGAAAAAUGAAAAUGAAAUUCAAGGAUUAUGUCAGUUACAUGAAUAUUCAGCAUGAUGAGGAUCCUCUCUAUGUUUUUGAUGACAAGUUUGGAGAAGUGGCACCAGACUUGUUGAAAGAUUACAGUGUACCUCUUCUGUUUCAAGAAGACUUGUUUGAUGUCUUGGACAGAGAUAAUCGGCCACCAUUCAGAUGGCUUAUUAUUGGACCAGAGAGAUCUGGUGCCUCAUGGCAUGUUGAUCCUGCACUUACUAGUGCCUGGAAUACUCUUCUAUGUGGCCGUAAAAGGUGGGCAUUGUAUCCUCCUGGGAGAGUGCCGCUAGGCGUUACGGUAAAUGUAAACGAUGAAGAUGGUGAUGUCCAUGUUGAGACUCCAUCAUCACUUCAGUGGUGGCUAGACUUUUACCCGCUUCUUCCUGAUGAAGACAAGCCAAUCGAGCGUACACAACUACCUGGAGAGACUAUUUUUGUUCCAAGUGGAUGGUGGCACUGUGUCCUUAAUCUGGAAACAACUAUUGCUGUUACACAAAAUUUUGUAAAUCCAAAGAAUUUUGAAUUUGUAUGCUUGGAUAUGGCUCCUGGUUAUCGUCAUAAAGGGGUUGUUCGGGCAGGAUUGCUUGCUCUUGAUGGAGAUAGUCUAGAGGAUAUUGAAAGGGAUACAUUGUCCGAUAAAAAUAGUUUGAGUUACCCAGAUCUAACAAGGAAAGAGAAGAGGGUCAGAAUUCACGAAACUGGAGAGAACCAAAAUCAUGAAGGAACAGACAGGGUUUCUUCUAAGAGUUAUGAUCUGUGGAAACAUGGGUUUUCAUAUGAUAUUGAUUUCUUAUCCACAUUUCUGGACAGAGAAAGGGAUCAUUACAGUUCCCCGUGGAGCUCAGGGAACUGCAUUGGGCAACGAGAGAUGAGGCAAUGGUUAUCUAAGCUUUGGAUUGCUAAACCAGCAAUGAGGGAACUAAUAUGGAAGGGAGCUUGUCUUGCACUACAUGCUGACAAAUGGUUGGAAUGCCUUACAAAAAUUUGUGCCUUCCACAAUUUGCCUUUUCCUUGUGAUGAUGAGAGGCUUCCUGUCGGUACUGGUAGCAAUCCUGUGUAUCUCUUGGCCGAUUGUGCAGUCAAAAUUUUUGUGGAGGGAGGCCUGGAAACUGCACUUUAUGGUUUAGGCGCUGAGCUUGAGUUUUAUGAACUUCUUUGUGAGGUCAGCUCCCCUCUGAAAAAUCAUAUUCCUGAUGUUUUGGCAAGUGGGAUUAUUUUCUUUGAAAAUGAAUCAUACCACAUUGUGCCUUGGGAUGGAAAAGGACUGCCUUGUGUAAUUGCUAAGUGCAAUUUGGUUUCUGAUGCAUGGGUAGACAGUGAGUUCCCCUUCAAUGUAUGGAGCAAGAAACUCUUUGAGUAUAGAAGAUGUAGAAUAUCAACAAGUGAAUCAGCCAGUUCAGCUAACUCAAGGAUAUGCCCGUAUAUUAUAACGAAACGAUGCAAAGGGAAGAUAUUUGCGCAGCUAAGAGAUACAUUGUCAUUGGAAGAUGCUCUUAACUUGGCUUCCUUUUUGGGAGAGCAGCUGCACAACCUUCAUUUAUUGCCAUGUCCACCUCUCAACAAUUUGAAUUUCUUAGAUGGUGUUCACAAAGUGAAUUUGCCUCUAGUUAGUGAUUGUCUGGAGGAUGUCCCUCAUAAGCCAAACGUUCCAGCAGAGUGGGAAAUCUUUGUGAGAGUUCUUGGCAGGAGAAAGAAGGAUGUCAAGAGCCGCUUGAAUAUGUGGGGAGAUCCAAUCCCAAACACACUGAUAGAGAAGGUUGAUGAAUACAUCCCCAAUGAUUUUUUUGCAAACUUGCUUGAUCUAUAUGAGGAUGCUGAUUGCCUGACAAAGGUUAAUAAACCUUGGUCCUGGAUUCAUUCAGAUAUCAUGGAUGACAACGUUCACAUGGAACCAUCUAACUUGAUAGGUGAUGGUUCCAUAAAUGGCUAUGCUGUUCAUAAAAAGGGAUCAUGGAGUCCCAGUCAUAUCCUCGAUUUCAGUGAUUUAUCUAUAGGAGACCCAAUUUAUGACUUGAUACCUAUAUACUUGGAUAUCUUUAGAGGUGAUUCCCAUCUCCUUAAGCAGCUUUUAGAAAGCUAUAAACUUCCUUUGGUCAGAGGCAUGUUGCGUGGCAAAACAGUAGAGAGUAGCAAUGAGCUUGAUCGAAUUUCAUAUCGGGCAAUGUAAGUAAAUUAUCUUUAGAUUCACUUCUUCCUGCUUCUGUAGUGAUCAGAUUUAUAAGAGUAUUUGUUCAAGUCUAGUCAUUUGUGGAAUAAAAUGUAAGAAAUAUAGACUACCUGCAGUUUUUGUUGCCAAGGUGAAGUCAUGCAAAUUGGUCUGUUUUUGGUUCUUGAUUCGGCUUUUCAGAACUAUACAACUCUUUCAUCAACAUCAACUGCUUUCCAAUUUUCCUGUGUCACUUGCAAAUUUGAAUCUGUAUGGAAUGAUUUUGGAGUUAUGAGUGUGGGUAGAUAUGGUCAAUUUUUUUUAACAUAUGACGCCUUUUGCCCAACUACUUGUGCCAAGGGCUGCUAUUGAAAGUGCUUUGAAAAUGGUUUGAAAAUGGU